Pygocentrus nattereri (red-bellied piranha) is the source of this 1191-nucleotide messenger RNA. It is a transcript of the gene kcnip3b, whose product is annotated as Kv channel interacting protein 3b, calsenilin. Gene Ontology annotation, cellular component: voltage-gated potassium channel complex; nucleus. Gene Ontology annotation, biological process: negative regulation of transcription by RNA polymerase II; regulation of potassium ion transmembrane transport. Gene Ontology annotation, molecular function: DNA-binding transcription repressor activity, RNA polymerase II-specific; potassium channel regulator activity; RNA polymerase II cis-regulatory region sequence-specific DNA binding. The record is from RefSeq and is a predicted model, not a curated record. The transcript is spliced from 10 exons. Bases 92 to 859 code for a protein of 255 amino acids. Lineage: Eukaryota; Metazoa; Chordata; Actinopteri; Characiformes; Serrasalmidae.
CUUUUCGUGACUUAUCCUCCUCCUCCAGCGCGUGCAGCGAUCAGAGCGAGCCGAGUGAGUGGAGGAGAGGAGCCCGAGACAGUUGGACACCAUGCAGACUGAUGGUCAGAGAGUGGAUGGUUUGCUGUCUGACUCCAGCAUGGCAGACAGCGCCCCCAACAGGACGCAGGAGGGGAAAUGGCAGAAACCGCGAUUCUCCCGCAAGAGCUUAAUGAAAUGCUGCCUGGUGAAGUGGAUCAUCAGCAAUACAGCACCACAGGGACCAGAUGACAGCAGUGAUAGUGAGCUGGAACUGGCCACAGUCAGACACCAGCCGGAAGGCCUGGAGGAGCUGCAGGCUCAGACCAAGUUCACUAGGAAGGAGCUCCAGUCGCUCUACAGGGGCUUCAAAAAUGAGUGUCCUAGUGGAUUAGUUGAUGAGGAAACCUUUAAGACAAUCUAUUCCCAGUUCUUCCCUCAAGGAGAUGCAACCACAUACGCACAUUUCCUCUUCAAUGCCUUUGAUAUGGAUCGGAACGGCUCCAUACGCUUUGAGGACUUUGUGAUUGGUUUGUCUGUGUUGCUGCGUGGUUCAGUAACAGAGAAGCUGCGCUGGGCCUUUAACCUGUAUGACAUCAAUAAGGACGGAUGCAUCACUAAAGAGGAAAUGUUAGCCAUCAUGAAGUCCAUCUAUGACAUGAUGGGCCGCUACACGUCCCCCAGCGUAAAAGAAGAUGCUCCGUUUGAACAUGUGGAGAAGUUUUUCCAGAAAAUGGACAGAAAUAGAGAUGGAGUGGUGACCAUUGAGGAGUUCAUUGAAACGUGUCAAAAGGAUGAGAAUAUAAUGAGCUCCAUGCAGCUGUUUGAAAAUGUUAUCUGACCACAGCAGAAGCAGCGCUGUUAGAGACCAAAACCCAGCAACCAACCCCCCUACCCUACCCCAGCAUGAGAAAGCAGAUGUAAAUAUUAAAGUGAUACUUCAGCCAGAAAUUAUAAUUUCCUCCCAAAUGAGCCAAGAUAUGUUUGAUUGGUGACAUUGGGUAAAUUAGACUUUCUGCCAAACUAUCACUUUAAUAUGGUAAAGAACUUUAAUUCCACAGACAUAUUGGCUGUUAUUAUUCUGUACCUUGCCAGAUGUUUGCUUGUAUAUAUGUAAAUACUGACUUGAACUGGACGUAUGAAAUAAACAAGCGUUUGCAUGCUUGACUCAAA